CCGCGGCCGCGCAGAGCGGGCGAGCGCAACCAAAGAUUAUCUGAGCGCAACCGGAGCGGAAUACAGCGGAGUAACCCGGGAACAGCGGGUGGAGCAAACCCGGGAACAGCGGGUGGAGCAAACCCGGGAACAGCGGGUGGAGCAAACCCGGGACAGCGGGUGGUGCAAACCCGGGAACAGCGGGUGGAGCAAACCCGGGACAGCGGGUGGAGUGGACGGUGCAAACCCGGGACAGCGGGCGGUGCAAACCCGGGACAGCGGGUCGAAAGUGUACAACCGGGUUCAGUGGAGAACGGUGCAGCGCAACCCGAGAGAGCUGGCAGCUCCAGCGGCCGGGUGGAGGGACCGUACCGGGGCGAGGACUCCUCUCCUCUCCUCUCCUCUCCUCUCCUGCCCGGCCCGGGGCCAGGAUGGGACGGGCUCCGGGAGUCGUGGCAGCGCCGGUGACCGGGUUAUAGUUGCCCGUCACGGUCGGUGCGAUACCCGGUGACCCCCUCUCCCUGGGUCCCAGCCCCGGCCCCGGCCACUGUCCCCGGGGAAGCCGCCAGCCAUGUCCAGGGCGAGCGGCCACCGCCACUUGCUGCUGCCUCUGCAGGUCAUCUCCCUGCUCCUGCUGCCGCUCCUGCUGCUGCCCAGCGCCGCCGGUCUGAACAUGUGCAGCCGGGGACGGGCCACCUCAUGCAGGGAAUGUCUGCUGAUCCACCCUGACUGUGGCUGGUGUGCUCAAGAGGAAUUUGGACACACAGGAAGCAUCUCCUCAAGGUGUGACUUUAGAGAAAGCUUGAUUAAGAGAGGAUGCAAAGACCAAUUUAUAGAGAGUCCUCACAGCAUGAUCCAAAUACAGAGGAACCUCCCAUUGAGCAGCGAGGGAUCAGACUCGUAUCAAUCUGAUGUCAUUCAACUCAUGCCUCAGAAGAUUGCCCUCGAACUAAGGCCUGAUGACCAAGCCACAUUCCGCAUCCAGGUUCGGCAGGUGGAUGACUACCCCGUGGAUCUGUACUAUCUGAUGGACCUUUCCCUCUCCAUGAAAGACGACUUGGACAACAUCCGAGUGCUGGGGACUACAUUGUCGCGGGAGAUGGCAAAACUCACCAGCAACUUCCGCUUGGGUUUUGGGACGUUUGUGGACAAGCCAACAUCUCCAUUUUCAUACACGGGCCCCAAGUAUCAGGAAAACCCUUGCGUUGGGUACAAGCUGUUUCCACAAUGCGUGCCAUCCUUCGGCUUCAGGCACCUGCUCUCCUUGACGGAAAAGUCAGACAAGUUCAACGCCGAGGUUCAGAAGCAAAUGGUGUCGCGUAACCGAGACGCCCCAGAGGGUGGCUUUGAUGCGAUACUGCAGGCGGUCGUCUGUAAGGAGAAGAUCGGCUGGCGGAAGGAGGCUUCCCACCUGCUGGUGUUCACCACAGACGAUGUGCCGCACAUUGCAUUGGACGGCAAGCUCGGCGGUCUGGUUCAGCCCAAUGAUGGGCAGUGUCACCUGGAUGAACUCAACGAGUACGGGUAUUCCACACAGAUGGAUUAUCCAUCACUGGCACUUCUGGGAGAGAAGCUGACUGAGAACAAUAUUAAUUUGAUAUUUGCCGUGACUCAGUCCCACUACAUCCUCUACAAGAAUCUGACUAGCUUGAUUCCUGGAACAACCGUGGAAAUUCUUGACAAGGAUUCGAAGAAUAUCAUCCAGCUGAUUGUCAAUGCCUACAGUAGUAUCCGGUCGAAGGUGGAGCUGACCGUGAGGGAGAAGCCCGAUGACCUCGCCCUCUCCCUGACCGCCAUAUGCCAGGAUGGAGUUCCACGUCCUGGAGUCAGGAAGUGUGGGGGCCUCAAGAUUGGCGACACGGUAUCGUUUGACGUCAGUGUGGAAGCCAGGAGUUGCCCAGUCGGCACGUUGAGGGACAGCUUUACAAUUAAACCGGUUGGUUUCAAGGAUUCGCUGAGUGUGACAGUGGGCUACGUCUGCAACUGCGAAUGUACCCGCGCGAUGCAAGCCAAUAGCUCCAGGUGCAGCGGCAACGGAACCCACGAGUGCGGGGUCUGCAAGUGUGACCCGGGCUACCUGGGCGCCAGGUGCGAGUGCCAAGAUAGGGAAGCCAGCGAUGUGUUUCAGAUGUCGUGCCGCGAGACAAAGGAGAAGCCAAUCUGCAGCGGCAGGGGGGAAUGCAGCUGCAGCCAGUGCAUCUGCCAAGAGAGCGAGUUUGGGCGCAUCUACGGGACCUUCUGUGAAUGUGACGACUUCACCUGUGCAAGGCACAAAGGCAUUCUCUGUUCAGGUCACGGAGAAUGCCUCUGUGGUGAAUGCAAGUGUCACGAGGGCUGGGUUGGAGACAACUGCAACUGCUCGACCGAGAUGGACACCUGCUUGUCGGACGACGGGCAGAUUUGCAGCGGAAGGGGCAACUGUGCCUGCGGCCGGUGUUCCUGCACCGAACCUGGGGCUUUCGGGGACACCUGCGAGCGGUGCCCCACCUGCCCUGAUGCCUGUGGCACUAAAAGGGAGUGUAUCGAGUGUCGACUGUUUAAGUCGGGGAGACUGGCGGACAAUCAGACCUGUCAACGACUCUGCAAGGAUGAGAUCCUGACAGUCGAUGCCCUCAACACCGUUGACCAGGACGCAGUUCUGUGCCUGUACAAGACCGAGAACGACUGUGUCAUGAGGUUCACCUACUCGGAGCACGACAGCGGAAAAUCUGUCCUCACCGCGUUGAAGGAGCCAGAAUGUGCGCGUGGGACGGACCCGGUGACAGUCCUGCUGGCGGUGGUUGGCAGCAUCUUGGCCGUGGGCAUUGCUCUGCUGGCCAUUUGGAAACUCAUCGUGACCGUUCACGACAGGCGAGAAUUUGCCCGGUUUCAAAACGAGCGAUCCAGAGCACGAUACGAGAUGGCCACCAACCCUCUGUACAGGCACCCCAUCACAGUGCACUCAGUAGAACUGCUCCCGACAAUGCACAACAAGGCUUACAACGGAAUCGUUGACUGAACGGUACGCGGGCCCGCGCCGUGAGUUGCGACCCGACUCUGGCAACGUU
This is a messenger RNA of Leucoraja erinaceus (little skate), 3026 nucleotides long. It is a transcript of the gene itgb5, whose product is annotated as integrin, beta 5. The record is from RefSeq and is a predicted model, not a curated record. Lineage: Eukaryota; Metazoa; Chordata; Chondrichthyes; Rajiformes; Rajidae. Gene Ontology annotation, cellular component: integrin complex; cell surface; focal adhesion. Bases 551 to 2977 code for a protein of 808 amino acids. Gene Ontology annotation, biological process: integrin-mediated signaling pathway; cell adhesion mediated by integrin; cell-matrix adhesion. Gene Ontology annotation, molecular function: integrin binding. The transcript is spliced from 16 exons.